UAAAAAGACAGCUUGACUCUACGCCGUGGCAUGAACGCACGCAUCUUUACAAUCCCGAUCAAGGAUGCCGCGGUUUGAGAGUCCGAUCAAGACGCAUUCAUUGGUCUGAAGCGUGCAGAAGAGCCGGCACUUGACAUUUAUGCAGCGAGCUGCGUCGAGCGGCUGCAGCUUCCGGACGCAGCAAGAAACGGGAGACUGAAUUGCCCAGCAUGGGAUGGCGUUCAAGGUCUUGGCCAACCGCGUUGAGCCGGAGCGUUGUUCCGCAGAGCAGAUUCGUGAUCGAAUUGAUUGGUGAAUGACGACUAGACAGACGUCUGGAAGUCGUAUAAGGGUAUCAUCAAGGGAAGAUGCCCCCUUCAUCUUCCUCCCUUCACCCACAUCCUUCCAUCUCUGCAUACUUGACCGACCGACACUCUCCUUUGAGGAGCGAAGCGGAUCGUGCGCAUCCAUCCAUCGAUCUAGCAAAUACACUCUCCAAGUAGGCAAGCGUCAAUCAUGCUGCACGCUGUUGUGCCCAUUGGCGGCGCGGCCUUUGUCCACCCGUCCAUAUCUUCUCCAACCAGCGCAUCAGACUGUUUCACCUCACCCACCAGUCGAUUUUCCUCCUCCUCCUCCUCCUCUUCGCACGAUGGUUGGGGCAAUGAUCAAGCGCUUCGAACACCAGAGCAAGAACGAGAAGCGAAGGUAUAUGCAGCGUCCGUCUUGGCUCACACGCGCGCAAUGUGGCAAGCAGAGAGGGACAACAUCGAAAGAGCAAAGUUGGAUCGCGCCAGCAGAUCUCCUCCCACUGGUGGUUUGAGCAGCAGCCCUUUGGCCAAGAUUUCUCCACUGCCAGCUGCCUCGGCGGCUCCGCAAAUCAAACCUCCCGCACCUGCUGCCACAUCUAGACACGCCAGGGCCAAGAGCGAGGGCGCGGGGAUGGGACUCUUUAGAGGUUUCACCACUGGACGUUCGAGACGCAACCAAAGAGCUUGAUCUUGACCAUACCUUCAACUCGAGCCUCGCACCCACGCCAACUUUGAUUCUUCUUGUUUUUUUUUUGGGGAAUUGGCACCCUCACAUGUCCAAGUCGAAUCGUUCCAGAUCUCUCCACACAUUUGUAACUGUAACCUCUACCAUCGUCAUUAGCGUCAUUCCGCUCCUUCUCUCUUACUGUACCCUUGGUUUCAAUACAGACAGACUAGAACCACCCGAGAACCGCGCUCCCGAGCUGAAGCAUCCAUCCCAUGAUCAGCCAGCCAGUCAAGAGUGCGAUGCUGUAUAAAUUCCAGCCACAAACGAAGCUGUCCCCGUCGCAACUCUUUGAGUGUGCACAUAGUCC
Ceraceosorus guamensis is the source of this 1321-nucleotide messenger RNA. RefSeq lists its product as hypothetical. The record is from RefSeq and is a predicted model, not a curated record. The transcript has 2 exons. Lineage: Eukaryota; Fungi; Basidiomycota; Exobasidiomycetes; Ceraceosorales; Ceraceosoraceae. The coding region runs from base 496 to 975 and encodes 159 amino acids.